This is a messenger RNA of Conger conger (European conger), 1781 nucleotides long. RefSeq names its product proton-coupled amino acid transporter 1-like. The transcript has 12 exons. Gene Ontology annotation, molecular function: amino acid:proton symporter activity; L-proline transmembrane transporter activity; glycine transmembrane transporter activity. The coding region runs from base 270 to 1640 and encodes 456 amino acids. Lineage: Eukaryota; Metazoa; Chordata; Actinopteri; Anguilliformes; Congridae. Gene Ontology annotation, cellular component: vacuolar membrane. The record is from RefSeq and is a predicted model, not a curated record. Gene Ontology annotation, biological process: glycine transport; proline transmembrane transport; proton transmembrane transport.
ACCAAAAAAACAGUGAGCCUCUAGGCCUACUGACAGCGUGAUCAAAGCAUAAUUUGGUCUUGAACGUCAGACAUCUCAGGUGUGGGGUGUGAGUCUUGGCUGCCGUUACCAACUGAGAAGGCUGCAACAGCGGGAAAUACAGCCACAUAUCCCUUGCAUGCAUAUCCUGCUUGUCAAGUCCGUGCCCCAUUGACAUCGUCAGGGGCUGAGCGUCUGGUGAUACUCUACAGCAGCAGGAAUCUUCCACUCCUGCUUGUUUCGGGGCCUCCAUGCCCACCGAGAUGACCACCCUGUCUCAUGCUCAGGCACCAGAGCAGUCUCACCCCCAGAACCAGUAUGAGAGAUUUGGAGGCAGUGCUGGAUGUUCGUUCACACAGACAUUGAUCCAUCUACUUAAGGGUAAUAUUGGCACAGGACUUCUUGGCUUGCCACUGGCUGUCAAAUAUUCUGGAAUUGUGUUGGGUCCAUUAAGCCUGGCAGUCAUGGGGAUCAUUGCUGUACAUUGUAUGGACCUCCUUGUGAAAUGUUCUCAUCAUCUUGGUGCGAAGAAGGGUAAAGCAUUUCUGACAUAUGGAGAGGCUAUGGAAUACAGUAUGGAGAACGUUUCUUGGAUGUGCAGACACUCUAUUUAUGGAAGGCGGCUUGUUAACAUGUUCUUGAUUAUCACCCAGCUAGGCUUCUGCUGUGUCUACAUUGUAUUCCUAAGUGAAAAUAUCAAACAGGUUGUUGAGGCAGUCAAUGGGACCACAAUGAAUUGUCAGAAUAACCAGACAACCCAAGCUGUGCCUAGCUUUGACUCCCGCCUCUACAUGCUCUGCUUCCUGCCUUUCAUAAUUCUGCUGGUGUUCAUACGGAACCUGGAGCACUUGACACCUUGGUCCCUGGCGGCUAACUUUGCCAUGGGUGGCAGUGUUGUCCUGGUCUUUUGGUACUCCCUACAUAACAUCCAAAAUCCAAUUUCCCUACCAUAUGUUGGAAAGGCUGCAGAUUACCCUCUCUUCUUUGGUAUUGCAAUAUUCGCCUUUGAGGGUAUCGGAGUGGUGCUUCCAUUGGAAAACAGAAUGAAGAGACCACAGAGUUUUAGCACAAUCCUCUACUUGGGCAUGGCCCUUGUCACAUUGCUGUACCUAAGUUUGGGGACCAUUGGUUAUCUAUGUUUUGGAGAUCAAAUUGGACCAAGCAUUACUCUCAACUUACCCAACUGCUGGCUGUACCACAUAGUGAAACUUCUGUAUUGUUUUGGGAUCUACAUCACGUAUGCCCUGCAGUUCUAUGUCUCAGCUGAAAUCCUCAUCCCCCUCGCCAUGGCCCACAUCCCACAGAGAUGGCAAUUCCCAGCUGAUCUUGCCAUCCGCGCUUCCCUUGUCACUUUAACCUGUGCCUUGGCAAUACUCAUCCCCGAGCUUGAUCUGGUGAUCUCACUCGUAGGUUCUGUCAGCAGCAGCUUCCUGGCCCUCAUCCUCCCCCCUGUGCUGCAGAUCCUGACAUUCCACAACGAGGGUCUCUCUGCCUGGGUUCUGCUCAAGAACAUCACCAUCAGCUUGAUUGGCAUUGUGGGCUUCACAGCUGGAACUUACGUCACCAUGAAUGAGAUCAUUAACCGCAGUUGCACCAGAUACUCAGACAGCACCGUAUGCUAGUGCUGGUGCCCAUCUUUUGUAAUUGUUGUAAGCAGUGUAUACAUUUUACUUGUUUUCUUGUCAUACAGUAUUUUGACUGAUUACUUAAAAAGUUCUAAAAGUUGACAGCAUAAGAAGAAAUAAUAAAAUAUUUAAGUCGCA